Messenger RNA from Schistocerca nitens (vagrant locust), 3115 nucleotides. RefSeq names its product zinc finger protein 879-like. The record is from RefSeq and is a predicted model, not a curated record. Gene Ontology annotation, molecular function: zinc ion binding. The transcript has 10 exons. NCBI's taxonomy places the organism in Eukaryota, Metazoa, Arthropoda, Insecta, Orthoptera, Acrididae. Bases 174 to 2693 code for a protein of 839 amino acids. Gene Ontology annotation, cellular component: nucleus.
UGUUCUGUGUUAAAAGCUUGUGCUGCCCUCUAUUAUCGGCGUUGGUACUUAGAAAGAUAUGCCUUUUUUGUGUUUGGUGUGGGACAGAAGUGUUCGGUAGUUUGAGACUUUGUUUAUAAACAAGAGUAAUGUGUAUAGAGUGACGUAGUGCGGCUAGAGUGGCGAAUGUAGAAAUGAUAAGCAAUAAACUUUGCCGCCUGUGCGCAAGAGAAAGGGAAGGCUCCAUCAGAAUUUACGAAGAAGAAGGCCAGAAAUUGAAUCUUGCAACAAAGAUUAUUCAGUGUCUGCAGAUUUGGUUAUACCCAGAGGAUCCACUGCCAAAAACUGUUUGCUUGGAGUGCUGCACGAAGUUGAAUCAGUACUUUGAUUUCUUUGAAACAAGCUCACGUGCACAGUUAUCACUGCAGAUAUUAUUUGAUCCGAAAGUAGCGAAAGAAGAAUUCAAAGCAGACUCUCUUGAUAUUGUCGCAAAGGUAGAACCCAAUGACAGAACCAAAAAACCCUCAAGUGAUCGUGACACUGGUGGAGGAGAAGAUGAUGAUGAUGAGGAGGAGGAGGAGGAGGAGGAAGAGGAGGAGGAGGAGGAGGAGGAAGAGGAAGAAGGAGAUGGAUCUAAUUAUAACAUUGAUGGGGCAUUAGAUGAAUAUGAUUCUCCCACUGAGACCAACGCAGAGCCUCCUGAAUUUGUAGAGUGUGUUCUCUCUGACAGAGACAUCAACACACACAAUGAAGAAAAAACUGGUUCAUCAGCUUCUUCCCGACGAAAACGGUGUGUUCCUGUUAAACGAACGGCUCCGAUGAAGGAGCGAUUGGCAGUUCGAGAUAAAACUUCAGUGAAAGAUGGUGUCCCAUCUAAAUCUAAGAAUUCUGUUAAAGAACGGUCGAUGAGGAGGGAGAGGUCAAUUUCAGAAGAACGAAUCCCACUCGAGCAGAGGCUGCUUAUGGUGAAGGAAACGAGAACAGAAAAGAAAGAGAAGGAAAAUAGUGAAAUUGAAGAUCUCAAACCUAUAGAACAUGAACGUAACCCUGAAAAUGAGGAAUUUUGUGGAAUUAAGGAAGAAAAUAGUGAGGAAGAAAACAUGUCUGAAGGGAAGACUCUAAAAAAGAAGAGUGGGUCAUCAAGGAAAAAAAAAGAUGGGGAAGCAAAGCCCAGACCAAAGACUGUUAUGGACGGAUAUUCAUGGCAGUGCACAGACUGCACAGCUGUGCUAAGCAGUCUGCAGGAGCUGCGGUCCCAUCAUCAGACUGAGCACAACCAACCACCAAAUUUCAAGUGUUCUCAGUGUGCCAAGGUUUAUACGAGAUACCGAAGUUUUGCAAGACACGUGAAGCUUCAUGGCAAUCCAAAGAAAUUUAGGUGUGAAGAAUGUGGCAAGUGUUUCUCUCAGAAGACGGUGCUGCAGUCCCACAGCACAGUACACACUGAUGCGAGACCACACGUGUGUCCACAAUGUGGCAAAGCUUUCAAGCAGUUCAGCUCACUGUACCUGCACAGCAAGUGUCAUUUGCCAGACCAGGUGAAGCCUAAAUUCCCAUGUGACAUCUGCCACAAAGACUUUGCUACAAAACAUACGUUGGAGACCCACCGUAAGAUACACACAGGAGAGCGAAAUUACAUAUGCGACGUAUGUGGUAAAAGUUUUAUAGCGAAAGGCAGUUUAGAUUACCACAUUUUGACACAUUCAGGAGAAAAACCACAUCACUGCCCAGUUUGUGGGAAAGGAUUCAAGACUGCACGACUUCUGGGAAAGCAUGCAACUUUACAUACUGGUAUCAAGCCUCAUCAAUGUGACGUGUGUGGAAAACAAUUUCGGGAACGUGGAGCACUGAGGGAGCAUAACCGGAUACAUACUGGUGCUAUGCCAUAUACGUGUGAGUUCUGUGGAAAGAACUUCCGUUUCAAGGGUAUUCUCACUGUGCACAGGCGGCAGCACACGGGGGAGAGGCCAUACAGCUGUCAGGAGUGCAGGCGAGAGUUCACAAAUUGGGCAAACUACAAUAAGCACAUGAAGAGGCGUCACCGGAACAGUGAUGACCCUAAUGCCAUAAAUACCAACAGAAGCACUACUCGUACUUACCAGGCUCCCACAAACACAAUACAUAGCAGUAUUAUGGCACCAGACAGUAUGAAAAUGUUACCACAGCAAAGUGGUAGUGUGAUGACGUCGACAGCUGUCGUUUCUGCCGUGCCACCACCUGCGUCAGUAUCUUCUCUUGGUGGUCCGUACAAUUUGAGCAGUAAUCACACGAAUAGUGGUAUUGGUGACAGUAGUAGUAAUAGUGGUUUAGGACCAAGUGGAAUGCCAGUAGUACAGGGAGGUGUACUGUACCAGAACCAUCCUAAUAUUGGCACAGGCGUCGCCAAAAUGUCUGUUGGAAGUAUGUACGGAUCACAUACUAAUACAAACAAAGUGGCGGUGUCAAACGUGUUUCACAAUACUGGCAAUAGUGAUAUGAAUCACAUUGCUGCGAAGAUGCCCACAAUUGGUAACAUGUAUCACCAUCAGCAGGACGGUAGCCAGGAUGCAGUCGAUAGAACUUCUACACAGACAAAUCUUAUGAAUUCGUAUCAUGUUCACUCGUAUGUGCCAGCAGCAUUACCAUUAAGCAACAUGGGGUAUUAUAUACCACCUAUACACCACACAGAUCCUAGCAUGGAUAUGCUGCACAACAGGAUGACAACCAACCAGUAAACUUUGAGGUGGCGAUGGAACUGCAGUUACAGAUGAGACUGGAAUGGAUUCCUUCAGCACUGUGAAAUGGCUGAUGUUACUAGAGAUUUGUGUACAUCAUGAACCUUUAAUGUUUUGUUCAAGCGAACAAUAAGGUGUUCUGUCAUAUUUAGUGUGUCUUUUAACAUUAAGACACGUUUAUUAUAUUUCCUAAGUGAAAUCUCUUAAAAAGCUUUACUAUGGUAAUAGGAAAGUAAUACUUGUGUAUAUUACACAGUUUAUGGUUGUUGUUGCAUAGUGCCAUACAUUUUUAUAGAUUUACAAUACCUGCCAGUCAGACGGUUUUUACUAUUAACAUAUAUAAUGCUUUUUCUCGCAUAAUUUUUAAUAUGAGCUGUUGGUGCAUCAUUGUGUGUCUUCACUACAAUGUGUGAAAUAUUAAG